AUGCAUCUUUAUUGCGAACAGUGUGUACGCACAGCUCAAAAACGCAAGAUUCGAACGGAUCAUUCUAAUGUGUUGAAGAAGGCAUAUAACAAGAUAAACAGUCAAGAAAAGGAGUUCGAAAAACAAAUAGCAGAUGGCAAGCUGGAGGCUGCACUCGCUGCGGCCGCGCAGGCGCAUGCAGCAGCCGCCGCUGCAGCGGCGGCCUCGUCAAGUGCCGCUGCCUCGACUAGUCAAGCUCAGAACUUGAGCACCAAACCUAAUCCUUUACAAGGAACCCCUCAACGCAGUGGAACCAGCACUCCAACAGUGCGAAAGGCAGCGACCCCGGUCCCACCCUCUACGACUCCACUUCCAAAAGUUAAUGCCGCAUCUUCAUCUUCGACAUCAAACCCUCCUUCUCUUAAGAAAUCGAGUAGCGCUCCAGGGUUGAAUAUG
Messenger RNA from Ostertagia ostertagi, 435 nucleotides. Lineage: Eukaryota; Metazoa; Nematoda; Chromadorea; Rhabditida; Trichostrongylidae. The record is from the annotation of a GenBank genome assembly.